GGCGGCGGCGGCGGCCGGGGCGCAGCGCCAUGGACCGGCUGGGGCUUUUGGGACUGCUGUGUGCAGCGCUGCUGGGCUGCUGGGAGCCUGGUGAUGCCUUAAAAUGCUUUGAUAAGCAGUAUAUGUACAAGGGCAGAUGCUGCAGCCGGUGUCAGCCAGGGGAAAAGCUGGUCUCUGAGUGCAAUGAAACAAAAGACUCUGUCUGUGCCCCCUGUGAGAAAGGGCAGUAUCAGUCAAGCUGGACCAAGGAGAAGCACUGUGCUCCUCAUGAUAUCUGUGAAGGCAAUGCUGGCCUCGUUGUGAAGAUGCAAGGCAAUACAACACACAACACAGUGUGCCAGUGCCGGGCUGGCACGCACUGCUCUGACAUCAGCUGCCAGACCUGUGUGGAGAACCAGCCAUGCCAGCUUGGCUCUGGCUUUGUGGCAGCCAAGGCCAUGGAGCGGAUGUCGUCCCCCUGUGAACCCUGCACAGAAGGCACUUUCUCCAACGUCUCUUCUAAAACCGAGCCAUGUUACCCCUGGACAAGUUGUGAGGAAAAGGGGCUGGUGGUGAAGGUGAAAGGGACGAACUCCUCGGAUGUGAUCUGCGAGUCGAGCAGGCGCUCCUCACUGUCAGUGCUGAUCCCCAUCACAGCUGCAGUUGUCACGUGCCUCGUGGGUGUCUGCAUCUACUGCCUGGUCCAUACAGAUUCCAGGCGACGGGUGCCGAAGGAGAUAGAGGCUGGGGAGCCCGGAGAGAACCCAGAUACCCCGCAGCCCACGGAGCAGGAUGAGAAUGUCUUGCCUGUGCAGGAGACCCUGCUCAGGGGCCAGCCUGUGGCCCAGGAGGAUGGCAAGGAGAGCCGCAUCUCGGAGCAGGAGAUGCUGUGAAGGUGCAGAGCACUGCCUCCGACAGGAGCACAGACUGGGGACCAGCACCAUCUCCUCUGUCCCCUCUCCAGCUGGGGAGGAAACCUGGCAUCUGGCCUGGCUGCAAAUGGUGUGAUGCUGCAAUGGACCAUGGCACAAGCACCCCACGGGAAUACCACUACAACUGCUGGUCUGGUCACCUGCACGGGACUGCCCUGGUGGAGCAAGGCUUGGCUGCCCACAUGGGGACACAGGACAGAGCCCCAUUCUGCUUCCUGCCCGGGUGAUGCAAUGAAGCCCAGCCUGGCCCCUGGCCACAGCAGAGUGUCACUGCUGACAGGAGGACCCCAGCACAAAGCCCGGGCUCCCUGAGUGCUGGAGUAGCCAGGGCUGGGAAAGGGGACUGCUAAUGUGAGACCAGCACGGCAGAGCUCAGUCCCCUGUCUGGGGUGCUGUGGAAGCGCUGCCUGUGAUGGAGCAGGGUCCGGUGGGUGCUGGCAUCCGAUCAGGGCACCCCGGCCCCUCCGUGCCGCCCAGCACUGCCGGUUUCCGUGGGCAGAACAAAGGCAGGAGCGGCGGGUCCCGGCUGUGCCUGGCACAGGGCCGGGCUGGCGGCGGGGCCGGAGCGCAGACACCGGCGUGCG
Molecule: messenger RNA, 1495 nt
Organism: Catharus ustulatus (Swainson's thrush)
Lineage: Eukaryota; Metazoa; Chordata; Aves; Passeriformes; Turdidae
Gene: CD40
Product: CD40 molecule
Exons: 9
Coding region: 30-872 (280 amino acids)
Biological process (GO): positive regulation of blood vessel endothelial cell migration; positive regulation of canonical NF-kappaB signal transduction; defense response to protozoan
Cellular component (GO): membrane; external side of plasma membrane; CD40 receptor complex
Molecular function (GO): protein binding; transmembrane signaling receptor activity; antigen binding
Source: RefSeq, a predicted model, not a curated record